Mus caroli (Ryukyu mouse) is the source of this 3602-nucleotide messenger RNA. It is a transcript of the gene Ncam2, whose product is annotated as neural cell adhesion molecule 2. The record is from RefSeq and is a predicted model, not a curated record. Lineage: Eukaryota; Metazoa; Chordata; Mammalia; Rodentia; Muridae. Gene Ontology annotation, molecular function: protein binding. Gene Ontology annotation, biological process: cell adhesion. Gene Ontology annotation, cellular component: membrane; neuron projection.
CGCCUGGAUAUAGUGCGGCAAGGCGCGGAGCUUGCAGUCACUUUGCGAGGAGGAGCGCGCGGCGGGCUGCGGGCGGCUGGGGCACCCGGGAGCGGCGGCGGGCUAGCAGAGGCGGCCGUGGCAGCGGAAGGUUCUCUCUCCCGGGCUGGACUUAAUAACUUUGGAACUGUCCGCCGGUGUCACGUCCUGAACAUGAGCCUCCUCCUCUCCUUCUACCUGCUCGGGUUGCUUGUCAGGAGCGGGCAAGCUCUUCUUCAAGUGACAAUUUCACUUAGCAAAGUAGAGCUUAGUGUGGGUGAAUCUAAAUUCUUCACAUGUACAGCCAUUGGUGAGCCUGAGAGUAUAGACUGGUAUAACCCUCAAGGAGAGAAGAUCAUUUCAACGCAGAGGGUUAUGCUACAGAAGGAGGGUGUCAGGUCACGACUCACCAUCUACAAUGCAAACAUAGAAGAUGCAGGGAUAUAUCGCUGCCAAGCGACAGAUGCCAAAGGACAGACACAAGAAGCUACAGUAGUUUUGGAAAUUUACCAAAAACUCACCUUCAGAGAAGUGGUGUCCCCUCAAGAGUUCAAGCAAGGGGAGGAUGCAGAAGUGGUUUGCAGAGUGAGCAGUUCCCCGGCCCCUGCGGUCAGCUGGUUGUACCACAACGAGGAAGUCACCACCAUCCCCGACAAUCGGUUUGCAGUGCUUGCAAACAAUAAUCUGCAGAUCCUCAAUAUUAAUAAAAGUGAUGAAGGUAUAUACAGAUGUGAAGGAAGAGUGGAGGCGAGGGGAGAGAUUGACUUCCGGGAUAUCAUUGUUAUUGUUAACGUUCCACCAGCAAUCAUGAUGCCCCAGAAGUCCUUCAAUGCUACAGCAGAGAGAGGAGAAGAGAUGACCUUAACCUGCAAGGCCUCGGGCUCCCCAGAUCCAACCAUCUCUUGGUUCAGGAACGGCAAACUCAUUGAAGAAAAUGAAAAGUAUAUUUUAAAGGGCAGUAAUACAGAGCUCACUGUCAGGAACAUAAUCAAUAAAGACGGGGGCUCUUAUGUCUGCAAAGCAACAAACAAGGCAGGGGAAGAUCAAAAGCAGGCCUUCCUUCAAGUCUUUGUACAGCCUCAUAUAUUACAACUUAAAAAUGAGACAACAUCUGAGAAUGGUCAUGUCACACUCGUAUGUGAAGCAGAAGGGGAGCCUGUUCCAGAAAUCACAUGGAAAAGAGCCAUAGAUGGAGUCACGUUUUCUGAAGGUGAUAAGAGCCCGGAUGGCCGCAUCGAAGUUAAAGGGCAGCAUGGACGCUCUUCACUGCACAUUAGAGAUGUGAAGUUGUCAGAUUCGGGGCGAUAUGACUGUGAGGCCGCGAGUCGGAUUGGCGGGCACCAGAGGAGCAUGCACCUGGACAUCGAAUAUGCUCCUAAAUUUGUUUCAAAUCAGACAAUGUAUUACUCUUGGGAAGGAAAUCCAAUCAAUAUAAGUUGUGAUGUGACAGCAAACCCACCUGCAUCAAUCCACUGGAGAAGAGAGAAACUGGUCUUACCAGCUAAGAAUACGACUCAUUUAAAAACUCACAGUGUAGGAAGAAAGAUGAUACUCGAGAUUGCCCCCACAUCAGACAAUGACUUUGGACGAUAUAACUGCACAGCUACUAACCGUAUAGGCACAAGAUUUCAGGAAUAUAUUCUUGAAUUAGCAGAUGUCCCCUCUAGUCCCCAUGGAGUGAAGAUUAUAGAGCUGUCACAGACCACAGCCAAGAUCUCUUUCAAUAAACCCGAAUCCCAUGGAGGUGUGCCUAUUCAUCACUAUCAAGUGGAUGUCAAAGAAGUAGCAGCAGAAACCUGGAAAAUAGUACGCUCCCAUGGAGUUCAAACGAUGGUUGUUUUGAGCAGUCUGGAACCAAAUACAACUUACGAAAUUAGAGUUGCAGCAGUGAAUGGCAAAGGUCAAGGAGACUACAGUAAAAUAGAAAUAUUCCAGACACUGCCAGUCCGUGAGCCAAGUCCCCCUUCCAUACAUGGACAGCCAAGCAGUGGCAAGAGUUUUAAAAUCAGCAUCACCAAGCAAGAUGAUGGAGGGGCUCCCAUUUUAGAAUACAUUGUAAAAUACAGAAGUAAAGACAAGGAAGAUCAGUGGCUAGAGAAGAAGGUACAGGGAAAUAAAGACCACAUUAUCUUGGAGCAUCUGCAGUGGACAAUGGGCUAUGAAGUGCAAAUCACAGCCGCCAACAGACUGGGAUAUUCUGAGCCUACUGUAUAUGAGUUCAGCAUGCCUCCAAAGCCCAACAUUAUUAAAGAUAAUUGCUGUGAAGCGAAUAAAGGUGAAAAUGGAGGCCAGUCAUGGCACCUGAAUGCUGUCGGGUUUACUUUUGUAUUAACCAUGAGUUUGUCUUGUUUGUUUUAGUGUUCUAUGUUCUAUGGUACUCUCUGAUCAGAGAUAAAAGAGUAGCUACAGGCUAAUCAAAAAUUUUAAUCAAAAUUUUCAGUCCAGUUCAAUUUAUGUUUACACAAUUCGCCUUCCCCUGAUUUCAGUACUUUCUCUAAUUUUAUCUGUGUAAUUUGGAAGAAAGCAAUGCAGAAAGAAAUUACACAAGAAGUUUUUUCGUACAAAUACUUUUUCAGCAACAAUAUGUUUGACUCCAAAUUCAUUACUUUGCAAAGUAGACUUUGUUACAUUGAAUUUAAUUUCUAUUGUGGGUCUUGCUUUCAUUUCAGUCUGCAAAUAUCAUUCAACAUCCAUCCAUAAGUAUAAAACAUGUAAAUUUUUGUUUUACAAAAUUGUGAAUCACUUCUAACAAGUCUUUAAUACUGUUAAAAGAAAACUUCUGGUUUUGUGAACAUUUCUAGAUUUUAUAGUGCCUAACAUUUAUAUAAACCAUAAGCUUGAUACCCUAUUAUAUCAGAUACAUCUAUUUCUUGUUCUGCUUUCUGUAGUUUGAGAAAAACACUCUCUGAAGGAACAAAAUUCCUUCAUUUUGAACAUCCAAUUAACAUUUUCUUAAGUGAAAAUGCCCCUCUCCCAUUAUCGAUAGUAAGUAAACUUAAUCUCAGUACAUUUAAAUGCUACUAAGUUCAGUACGUUCAUAUGAACCUUUGGCCAGUGUUGCAGAUCUAAAUCUGUUCCAGGUAUCUAUUUCAUUUUCACUACUGCUGACAGUCCCUCUCUUUUGCAAGCAUCAGAAUACAAAGUGGCCAUUUUAGGCAUUACUUUAAAGGAGGUGAAAAUGAGAGGGAAACAAGAGGCUGCUGUAUUCAGAUAAAAACAAAACAAAACAAAACAAAACAAAACAAAACAAAACAAAACAAAACAAAACAAAACCAAAGCAAAGCAAAACACACAAACCCAAACUGAAACCAACCAACCAAACAAACAAACAAAAAACUCAAUUGGAAAAAAUACAGGAAGAAUUGUAUGUAUGAAACUUUUUCCAGUUUCAGUUAUUUGUUAAUGAGAGGAAUGUGCUGUUAGUUUUGAAUCACAUCCUAUGAAAUAAUGGUUAGUAUUUAAACCAAUUAAGAAACCACACAUGCACCAACAGACACACACACACCAACACUCACACGCAUGCACAUACAACCACACCAUAUAGACAAAUAUAACCAUAUUUACUUGUUCAAUCAAAAAAUAAA